AUGUCGUCUGCCCCAGCUCCCUUUUUGCUGUCGCCCAGAGAGGUCAAUGACCUCAUCAAGUCCGGCGCGACCCCUGUCUCGCUCCUGGACGCGACUUGGUUCAUGCCGAAUUCACCGAGGAACGCAAACGACGAGUUUCUUGCAAAAAGGAUCUCGGGUUCUCAACGCCUCGACCUCGAUGAGGUUGCCAGUCCUCACGAACUCGGUGUAAAGCAUAUGAUGCCCGACAGCCAGACCUUUGCCAGUGCUUGCGAGAAACUCGGAAUAUCUCCUUCGACCCACGUUGUUCUUUAUGAUUCUCAUGGCAUUUUCUCGGCCCCUCGUGCCCUAUUCAUGUUCAGGUCUUUCGGCCACCAAAAUUCCAGCAUCUUAAACGGGGGUCUUCCCCGCUGGGCUGACGAGGGUCUCCCUGUCGAUACCGAUGCCCCCAAGACCCCAAAAACAGCAACCUACACCCUUCCCCAGCUCAACGAGCAGGCCAUCAGAAGCUAUGGGCAGAUUGUGGCGAACUCUCAAUCAGACCUCUCAACCAACGCAGCGGCUGAGCUGGUCUUGGACGCCCGUCCCAAAGCAAGAUAUGCCGGUGUUGAUCCCGAGCCUCGCCCGGGCCUGGCUUCCGGGCAUAUCCCCCACGCCUUCUCCCUGACCUUCAACCUAUUCUUACAGAAACACAAGACCAAGGACGGACAGGAAUAUUCUACCUUCCUGCCUCCGGCUGAAAUCCGUGAGGCUCUGGACGACGCGGUCGGUCCUGCGGAGGCUGAGAAGAUCAUUCGCGGCGAGAGGUCCGUCGUCGCCAGCUGCGGAAGCGGCAUGACUGCGGGCGUUCUGUGGGUUGGACUUCAGCUCCUGGGUGUCAAACAGGUAGCGAUCUACGACGAGUCCUGGACUGGCUACGCCAUGCGUCCAUCAAGCGUCAUCGAGGAAUCCACGUAA
Molecule: messenger RNA, 936 nt
Organism: Cyclocybe aegerita
Lineage: Eukaryota; Fungi; Basidiomycota; Agaricomycetes; Agaricales; Hemipholiotaceae
Source: the annotation of a GenBank genome assembly